AUGCGCCUCCAGUUAUUCAUUGCUUAAGACUUUUUCUGCACAAAACUAGAACCAUACGUUCCAGCAGUCGCAAUCUUCAGCGCCUUUAAGAAUGUUAGAACUCCAUUUCUCUUGAACCUGAGGAGCCAAUGUAUUAAUAUCCUCUUAUACUGGUUCUUGGUUUUCAUUACUUGAGAUAAUUUUCUUACAGUUGGAGCAAAAGAUGAGAUGAAUAACUAUGUAUUAGCAUAGCCAGGCAGGUUAUAUAAUCAUGACGAUCGCGAUAUCAAUGAUACUGCUCUUUGUGGGGAUUGGAAUUCUGGUCCUAAUUCAUGUCUGUAUUGUUGGGAGAGCUUACAGAAGAGGAAUUGGAACUACUAACAUAGUGGAAAGAGGCAGCUUAGCGAGCAACAGCAUGUCCCAUGAGGAUAUAGAAAAGCUUCCUUCCUAUGCUUUUCAGUCCAAAGAUAAGGGAACUAGUCCAGUUGAAUGUGCAGUUUGUUUGGAUAAUCUCAAGGUGGGUGAUAAGUGCAGGUUAUUGCCUCAGUGCAAUCACACUUUUCAUGCUGAAUGCGUGGAUAUGUGGCUCUUGAAAAUCUCCAUUUGCCCAAUAUGCAGAGCUACUGCUGGUGGAUCCAUAUCUGGAGGAGAAAGUAGCCGAUUUAGCGAAAGUGGCAGGCAGGUAAUAAACGCGGAAACUGCUGAAUUAGCAGAGAUGAUAUUGGUACCAGAGAGUGGGAAUUCCGUUAACAGUUUAAACUUUGAGAUGAGAGCGAAUCAUAUAACCCAAAACAGUGUGCAAUUGAGCAGAGUUGGUUCAGCAGAUGGCCAAGAUAGUGAUGUGAAUGUCUACUUAAGUGAAACAAGAAAUGAUUCGAGAGUGAGCCAAGAAGAAAGUGUCCGCGUAAGUGAGAAUUCUACUGAGGAAUUGAGAGCAACACAGCCUAUAGAAAGUAUCCAUUUGGUCCAUGAAGAAAUACUACAAUCAAGAGACCCUCAAACAGCUUGAUUAAGUUAGCUAAUCAGAGUUGACGAAUCAUUUCUGCAUUGCUUUAGAUAAAAUCUUGCUUGAUAUGUAAAUUAUGUGCUUGUUUCGAUUUAUAUAAAAGCUUUUUGUUUG
Messenger RNA from Nicotiana attenuata, 1099 nucleotides. Its product is annotated as putative RING-H2 finger protein ATL49. NCBI's taxonomy places the organism in Eukaryota, Viridiplantae, Streptophyta, Magnoliopsida, Solanales, Solanaceae. The transcript has a single exon. The record is from RefSeq and is a predicted model, not a curated record. Bases 251 to 988 code for a protein of 245 amino acids.